CUUUUCCUUGGUUUUAGUUUUAACAAUUCCUUUUCCUCCUGUAGAUGAACAAAAAUGGCUCAGAUGCUCCCCUGCUAUUUGCACAUUGCUAAGGGUAUCAGCACAGAAUCUCCGUAUACAUGUAAAGGAAUCAGAUUUAGUCCUGUAAGGAAAAUUAGUUGGCAGAAAAGAUCUGUGCUUAGUAACAAGGGAUGCGUUGUACAGUGCUGUAGUAGCGUUUCUUCAACCUCAGCUUCAUCAGCUGCGAAGCAAUUCUUGGUCGAGGACAGAACGACUUUUCAAGAUAGAGAAGAGCAGUUGGAGAAUUUGGUGAGUGAGCAUGGUUGGAGAGUGAGGAGGUUGGUUAAUGAUGAAUAUGAGAUGAGAGAAGUAGCUCAAAUUCAAGCUGAAGCUUUCCACACUCCCAUGGCUCUCUUUGAUGAUUUAUUCUUCCAAUUCUUUAAGGCUGAAGUGCUUGCUGGGCUGCUUUACAAACUUAGGAACUCACCUUCAGACAGAUAUGCAUGUUUGGUAGCUGAGCCUGCAGCUGAUUCCUCCAAGUCUUCAAGGCAAAAUCUUGUUGGCAUUGUGGAUGUAACAGCUUCCAGAGAUGAAUCAGUCAUGCAACAUCUCAGGGGAGCAGAAGAGUACCUUUAUGUUUCAGGGAUUGCUGUUUCUAAGACUUUCAGGAGGCAGAAGGUAGGGAGUGUCCUGCUAAAAGCCUGCGAUGUGCUUUCCAAUUUAUGGGGUUUCAAGUAUCUCGUACUCCGAGCUUAUGAAGAUGAUGUGGGUGCUCGUAGAUUGUAUACAAAAGCAGGUUACAGAGUCGUCUCAAGUGAUCCUCAAUGGAUGACUUGGAUCGGAAGAAAGCGACGCGUUCUUAUGAUCAAAGAGUCCAACUUGCUUCGUUGACAUUACAUUUCUUGAAUCACAUUUGUAAUCUGGGCCUGCAAAUAAAAAGUUCUGAUUUGUAUAGCAUGUAAAUUGUUUACCGUAAUCGUUUCUUUGAAGUUCAAAUGCUAGAACAUUAAGCAUGUAAUUCAAUGUAAAUGCAGCAAGGCAACUUCACAAGUCUUCAA
Messenger RNA from Manihot esculenta (cassava), 1058 nucleotides. RefSeq lists its product as uncharacterized. Gene Ontology annotation, cellular component: NatA complex; cytoplasm. Gene Ontology annotation, biological process: mitotic sister chromatid cohesion. NCBI's taxonomy places the organism in Eukaryota, Viridiplantae, Streptophyta, Magnoliopsida, Malpighiales, Euphorbiaceae. The transcript is spliced from 4 exons. Gene Ontology annotation, molecular function: N-acetyltransferase activity. Bases 55 to 891 code for a protein of 278 amino acids. The record is from RefSeq and is a predicted model, not a curated record.